Molecule: messenger RNA, 369 nt
Organism: Schizosaccharomyces osmophilus
Lineage: Eukaryota; Fungi; Ascomycota; Schizosaccharomycetes; Schizosaccharomycetales; Schizosaccharomycetaceae
Gene: nrf1
Product: vacuolar transporter chaperone (VTC) complex, GTPase regulator subunit Nrf1
Exons: 1
Coding region: 1-369 (122 amino acids)
Cellular component (GO): fungal-type vacuole membrane; vacuolar transporter chaperone complex
Source: RefSeq, a predicted model, not a curated record
AUGUCGACUCAACCACUUUUGCAAACUACCCCAGGGAAAAGAAUUGCACUCCCGGUUAGAGUGGAGCCCAAGGUCUUCUUCGCUAAUGAACGGACUUUUCUCUCUUGGCUCAGCUUUGCUGUUGUUUUAGGUGGCUUGUCUGUUGGUUUGCUGAACUUUGGUGACAGGAUCGGAAGGAUUAGCGCUGGUCUCUUUACCGUUGUGGCCAUAGGAACGAUGGGAUAUGCUUUAUCAAUUUAUCAUUGGAGAGCUUCUGCCAUACGAAGAAGAGGAAGUGGUCCUUAUGAUGAUCGCUUGGGACCUACCAUCUUAUGUUUCGUCUUAUUAGCUGCCAUUUUGACGAAUUUUAUUUUAAGAACCUUUUUUUAA